Molecule: messenger RNA, 1640 nt
Organism: Carassius auratus (goldfish)
Lineage: Eukaryota; Metazoa; Chordata; Actinopteri; Cypriniformes; Cyprinidae
Product: serine/threonine-protein kinase pim-2-like
Exons: 7
Coding region: 209-1141 (310 amino acids)
Biological process (GO): protein autophosphorylation; negative regulation of apoptotic process
Cellular component (GO): cytoplasm
Molecular function (GO): protein serine/threonine kinase activity; ATP binding
Source: RefSeq, a predicted model, not a curated record
AACAUCAACAAACUACGAGAUGAUUCAGAAGUGUGCGAGUGUGUUGAAGGAAUCGGUCGACAGCAAACGGCAGAAUUUGAACUAAACUGAAAACAGAUUUUGACGAACCGUAACAGAGUAUCAUGGAUAUGUUCUGCUGAGGCGGGAGCACUGUACUUACUGAAGAUAUCACCUGUUCUCAGAGGUUUUAUUCGUAUAAAAACAGAAAAUGCUGGAUAAAAGGAUUGUUGACCUGCGUUCCGAUCAGCUUGAAGGCGUGAGAGCAAAAAAUGUUAAGGAGCACUUUGAGAAGCAAUACAAGAUGGGAUCUCUUCUGGGAAGCGGCGGGUUCGGUUCUGUGUUCUCCGGACAACGCAUUUCAGACGGACUACAAGUCGCUAUCAAACAAAUAUCCCGAGAUAGAAUUCAGCAGUGGGCCAGUCUGCCUGGUACAGCAAUCAAAGUCCCCAUGGAGAUUGCUCUCCUCCUGCGUCUCGGUGGAGAGUCGGGGUCGCUACCCGGUCACCGCGGCAUCAUCCGGAUGCUCGACUGGUUUGAGAUGCAGGGUCAGGGAUACCUCAUUGUGUUUGAGAAACCUCAACACUGCCAAGACCUGUUUGACUUCAUCACUGAACGUGGGGCCCUGGAGGAGCCCAUUGCACAGAGAUUCUUCAGACAGGUCAUUGAAGCCCUGCAGUUCUGCCACUCCAAGGGAAUUGUGCACCGGGACAUCAAAGAUGAGAACAUCCUUGUAGACACCCGCACCGGAGACAUUAAAAUCAUUGACUUUGGAUCUGGUGCUCUACUGAAGGACUCCAUUUACACUGACUUUGAAGGGACCAGAGUCUACAGCCCUCCAGAGUGGAUCCUCCAACAGUGUUACAGCGCUCGUCCACUCACCGUGUGGUCACUGGGUGUACUUCUGUUUGACAUGGUGUGUGGAGACAUUCCCUUUGAGCGGGAUGCCGACAUUGUAAAUGCCACUCCGAGUUUCACUAAACGCAUCUCCAAAGAAUGCCAGUCUCUGAUUCACUGGUGCCUGGCAUACAGGCCGGAGGAUCGGCCUAGUCUGGAGCAGAUUUUGCAGCAUCCUUGGAUGAUGGAGAGCACUGAGGACAUUGGAGAUUUGCAAGCGGAAAGCAAUAUUAAGCCAAGCCUUUAAAUCCUGAAGGACUCUGGACUCGAUUCAGAGAUUUCACACACACUGUUUGGUUUUACACACUGGACUCUCUGAACUCUAGUUUCUGGCUUCUGGAUUCUUCCUUAUUUAUUUUUGUUUGUUUGGCUGCCUUUAAUGUUCAUUUCAUUUGGACUUGGGAUCUAUGCUUCAAGAUGCCCAGAAUAGCCCUGGAUUGCUGCAGGUUUACUUUAGGAAUUAAUAUUUCCCACGACUACAACCAUCACAGCUCAGUGCAACUGUUUUUAUUUAUUGCGGAUUAUUUAUUUUUUUCAGCCAUGUAAUAAUUUAUUUUUGCAAGAAUUUCAGAAGCAGUAAACUGUGUUCGUCUUGACUGUUUUCUAACUGACUUAAAUGACAGUAGAUGGACUUGCAGUUAUUUACCAGACUGCCAUGAUACCUGGUUUUACAGGUUUCUGUAGUACAGUGACAUUCUCUCCCUGUUCUAAGGGUUUCAAAAAGAUCUUGGAUCUGCUUUCCAGUC